UUGAAUAGACUUAUGUACUUUUUCAGGUGCAGUAAACAUGGGCAAGAAUGCAACAAUAAUCCCACGCAAUGCGACAGAUAAAGCAUUGUUUCUUUUCAUGGUAAUAGGCAUACCAUUUGGAGUCUUCUGGCUGGGAUUUGUUAUACUGCCGCAUUACCAUGAUGAGUUGAAUUCCAUUGUAGUGAUGCAUAUUAUUGCAGUGGUAUUUAUCACCUACAAUGUAUUCCACAAUCUUCUCCUUGUAAUAAGGACAGAUGCCAGUGGACGAACCUCCUUUCUGCCUUCUGUGCUCAAACCUGGUUGGAGGUAUUGUGCAAUUUGUCAAGUGAAUUACCCUCCGAGGUCAUAUCACUGCCACAUAUGUGAUGAAUGCAUACUGAAGAGGGAUCACCACUGCAAUUUACAGAUUGGAACUAAAUCUGAUCUGAUGAAAGUCAAUAUUUAA
Penaeus monodon (black tiger shrimp) is the source of this 445-nucleotide messenger RNA. Its product is annotated as probable palmitoyltransferase ZDHHC24. Lineage: Eukaryota; Metazoa; Arthropoda; Malacostraca; Decapoda; Penaeidae. The transcript has 3 exons. The record is from RefSeq and is a predicted model, not a curated record. Gene Ontology annotation, molecular function: palmitoyltransferase activity. The coding region runs from base 38 to 445 and encodes 135 amino acids.